Messenger RNA from Pseudozyma flocculosa PF-1, 2073 nucleotides. RefSeq lists its product as uncharacterized. Gene Ontology annotation, molecular function: phosphatidylglycerophosphatase activity. Lineage: Eukaryota; Fungi; Basidiomycota; Ustilaginomycetes; Ustilaginales; Ustilaginaceae. The record is from RefSeq and is a predicted model, not a curated record. The transcript has 2 exons. Bases 1 to 2073 code for a protein of 690 amino acids.
AUGGGCAAUCUCGCAGGGGUUACCGCCAUCCUCUCCGUGCUUGUUCGACCCGCGCUCGUCGUGCCGCACGUCCAGGCACCCGACAUCCGUCACCUCGACUGGUCUGCGCUGCACGCAUCUGGCGUCCGCUACCUCGUCUUUGACAAGGACAACUGCCUCACCAUCCCGCACUCGGAUCAUCUCGAACCUGCUCUCGUCGAGCCCUGGUCCGAGUGUCAGCGCGUGUUUGGACGAGAAAACAUCCUCAUCGUGUCCAACUCGAGCGGGUCGACCGACGAUCCAUCUGGCCUCGGCGCCGAGUCGCUCAGUCGAGCUCUGGGAGUACCCGUCCUCUGCCACAGCCAGAAGAAGCCCGGCGCGACCUGUGUCCGCGAUGCCAUGGAGUACUUUGUCCGGCUCAGCAUCGACCCCGAGGGCACACUGCGGGAGGGGCAACGCAUGCCUCCCGGAUCCCCGUCGUCCUCAGCCGAGGGUGAGACGUGGCUCGCAAGGCGGAAGUCCCGCAAGCUUCUCCGUGACAGCAUCCCGCAAGAUUCGAGCGGCAAUGGCAGCAUCCUCCUCGUCGGCGACAGGACCAUGACCGACGUCGUCCUCGCACACCGCAUGAACGACGAGCUCGUUCGCCGUAGGAAAAAGGCCGGCAUCGACGUCGAGAUCGAGUGGAGCGACUACGAGGCUAGAACGACGGGCGCGCCAGCGAACCCGUCCAUCGUGCAACCGGGGGAGCCCCUGACGACAUUAGGCGCUGCCAUGUCGCUCUCGCCUGGCGUCAGCGCUCCUCGCGGCGGCCAGCUUGUGCCGCCACCACAGUGCAUCUCGGUGCUGACGACAGGCCUUUGGGCCAAUGAGGGCCGUCUCAACAUGUGGAUGCGCUCCAUGGAGAACCGCAUCACCCUUUUCCUCAUCCAACGAGGCUUCCAGCCAGGUCAGCGUGGCCUCUUCAGCCCGAGGAAGGGCAAGCUCGGCCAAGUGCCUUGGCAGUCGAUCGCCGUCCUCGAGAAUCCGCAGAUCUCUACCCCUGCCGACGUUGAGGCCGCGAACGCGGAAGCUACGUCCCUCGCAGCGGGGCCAGGCGAUGAGACGGACGGCCUGCAGACCGCACGACAACCCACCCUCGGCGGUCUGGUGCUGAUGGCGAUGCUGCGGCCGCUGCCGCCUCGACUUGCCGGCGCGAUCCGAGCCGUGAUUGAGUCGCGGCCCGUGUCGUGGGUCGCGUUCCACAUGAAGGAAGGCUGGAACAUCAUUGUCAAGGGCCUGCAGCUUGGCGCACGCGAAGCCGGUCUGCUCGAGCCGACGGGACGGCGGAAGAGCCGCCACCUGUACCAGGCCGAGGCCGAGGAGGAUCCGCUGCUACCUCCCAGCAGCAGGAAGAGACCGCCUACGCUCCGCAGCGUCCUGUCCUCUCCACCGGUCGGCAGCCCGAUUCUGGACCAGAUCAGGUGGCCGCGCACGCAGGCAGCUUCUACGGCCUUCCGAACGAUGGAAACGUUUUCGGCUAGCAAGUUCCUACAGCGCUUCGACCGGACCUCGUCAGUUUCUACCUCCCCAUCUGGUGCGGCUGGCGGCAGCGCCACGUCGAAAGGCACGACAAGGGGGCAAGCGCACCUCGGCCGAUCAUUCAGCACCUCUACGCGCCUUCGUUCCAAGAUCCCUCCUCCAUCCUCUUCCCGGGGUCCCGCCACGACGCAGCGGGGCAAGGUACCGAUGCGCAACUGGAUUGCGGCCCUCUCCGCACUCGUCCUCGUACCAGCAUGCUACUACGGCGGUGUGUACCUGCAUGAUCUGCAGGACCUCCGGAAGGCGGAGAGGGAGCUCAAGGAGAAGAACGAGAGGCAGCUUCGUCUCGUCGAGGCCGAGCGGGUGGCUUCGAUCCCGCCGGUCGAGGCGGAAAAGAUGCUCGGCUACGACGAAAAGGCGAAUAGGGCCAGGCAGGAGGAGAGAGUCGAGAGGAGAAGAGCACUCGAGUUGACGCUCUACCACCUCAACCACGAGCGCGAGGAGAUCCUCGACAAGCUCGAGCGGGUCCAGACGCGUCUGGCUGAGUCGAGAUCUGACAACGCCCCUUCGACCUGA